Messenger RNA from Brassica rapa (field mustard), 534 nucleotides. RefSeq lists its product as uncharacterized. Gene Ontology annotation, molecular function: RNA-DNA hybrid ribonuclease activity; nucleic acid binding. The record is from RefSeq and is a predicted model, not a curated record. Lineage: Eukaryota; Viridiplantae; Streptophyta; Magnoliopsida; Brassicales; Brassicaceae.
AUGACUUUCUCCAAAUCGGAUCCUCCGCAAGAAUGGGAACUCGCGCAAUCCCCGACGGCUCCCACGCUCUCCAAAUCGCUCUCCAAAUCGCAUCCUCCGCCACAGUCGAUGGAUCUCUCUGACACGACAAUCCUCUGCAAUACGGAUGGUGCCUGGAAAGCUGACUCUGUGGUUGCAGGAUCAGGAUGGGUCUUCAGAGACAAACACCAAGAGGUAGGGAGAGGAGGAAGAUCUCACCAUCACGUUGCAUCACCACUUCUUGCAGAAGCUCUAGCCAUUAGAGAUGCUCUACUUCACGCCUUCUCACUCGGCUUCACCUCGAUCUGGCUCCGUUCAGAUGCUCAAGCGCUCGUUACGGCGAUCACCACGAAGCGAAGACCGACAGAACUCUACGGAGUGUUGUCGGACAUCGAUUCGAUCUCUUCUCUGUUUUCAGUCUGUCGCUUUUCAUUUUGCCCUCGGGCCUCUAAUGGGCUAGCGGACACAUUAGCAAAAGCCCACCUUUGUAUUGCCCCCUUGGGCCAACUCGUUUAG